Messenger RNA from Macadamia integrifolia, 751 nucleotides. RefSeq lists its product as uncharacterized. The record is from RefSeq and is a predicted model, not a curated record. NCBI's taxonomy places the organism in Eukaryota, Viridiplantae, Streptophyta, Magnoliopsida, Proteales, Proteaceae. The coding region runs from base 154 to 513 and encodes 119 amino acids. The transcript is spliced from 3 exons.
CUCCAAGCCUAAAAUAUCGCUUCAGUACGGCUGGUUUUCGAAAUUCUCUCUCUCUGCAAAAGGACUGGAUUCUUGAGCUUUGGUCCUUCGUCCUCUUUCGUCUUCUCUCCAAAGUAAAACUGAAGGAAAGCCAUUUACAAGUUACAAUCAUCCAUGGCUGAUUUUGGCAUGGAGAAAGUGAUUCAGACGCCUCUCAACAACAAACUUUCCAUCCAAUCAGAGAACUGUACUUCCGCUGACGGAACUCCACCACCUCAUCCUGCCUCGUUGAGAGAUCAGAGAUCUCAAAAUUCUGGCAACGGAACGCACAAGGUCACGCCGGAUCCCCUUAAAGUCCCCGAGGCAUUCAAGCACCAAGAAAGGUAUAAGAGCCCGACCGACUUUAUGAUGUCCCCUGUUUCCAAGGGCCUCUUAGCCAGAAGCAGGAAGACAGGGUCACACUUACCACCAGCUGAAAAUCCACCCAAGCUUCAGAAUCCCCGUUUUCAGGAUUCUGGUCACCCUCAAGUGUGAGUAUUGGCAUUGUCGAUUAGCAGAAUCAGAUGGAUUCGUGGUCUCUAUGAAUUUGUCUGAAUAAAUUGUUUUUUUUUUUUUGGGUAAUUAAUCUGCCAGCCCAUGAAAUUGUGUAGAUGUUCUAGUUUAAGAAGCAUGUAUUCCGAGUAAUGUAGUUGAGAAGCUUGCCUUUUCUUUUCUUCUACAUGGGCAUAUUCCCUGUAAUUUUGAAUCAAUAAGACAAUGGUUCAACUGAGAA